This is a messenger RNA of Lolium perenne, 981 nucleotides long. Lineage: Eukaryota; Viridiplantae; Streptophyta; Magnoliopsida; Poales; Poaceae. The record is from RefSeq and is a predicted model, not a curated record.
AUGACGCCCAAGAAGCUUCCUCCGGAGUCCCUCCCCGGGCGAAGCCCCUCCGGCGGCGGAUUCCAGCCGAUCACGAUCCACGUCCGUAUCAACAGGGACAGGAGCUACCUCCCCAGCGACAGCAUAUUCGAGUUCAGGUACGUGGUGGAGCAUGUGCCUCGGCGGCCUACACAAUCUCCGACGCAAAGGUUGGAAGAACCUGCAGACCUAAAGGAGUCGCCCAACACCGCAACGUUGGAGGAGAAAUCUUCCGGCAGCACUGCCACUGCCACUUCCUCCUCCUCCUCUCGGCAGUCAGAUCAGAACACCAUUAUGGCCUCGCCACCAUCAGGCUCGUCACGCAUUUGGGGCCAAGUACGGCAUGACUGGGGAUUCGUAUAUUACAUCAGGGUCGAUCUCGGGGGAUGUUUCCACACAUAUCCUCACACCGGCGGGCGAUUUCAGAGUUCAGAGGAAGCAGAGAGCGCCAUGGAUCGCUAUUUCCACGAGCGUCGGGAUCCAACACUGUUAGUGAACCAAGGUGCGGUUCCUUCAGUUGAGAUGGCCAUAGAACAAGCUCUUUACUGGCCUGACGGCAGAAGGAAGAAGCGUUCUAAAUGGCUUGUGGCUGAGCAAACCGGUAGUCAGGUCCACCGAUUAGUAGAAGCUUUGGUGGACAAGCAUAAUGAGGAUCACAAUCUUCUCGGGGAUCUUGCAUAUGAACUCAAAGAUGUUGUGCACUACCGAAAUUUUUGUGAGAAGCGUACUUGGUUCUAUCAUCUCAAUUUCACCAUGACUAAAGUAGCAGGUGAUUUCAAUUGUGGCAACGACAACAACCUGUUUUUUGCGGAAGUCAAAUGUGUGCGACAAGGAAAGCAAGAAGAAUUGUUGGUGGAAGCCAAGAAGAGGGAGCUGAGACGUUUGUUUACGGGAAGUGAUGAUCCAAAUGUGAAGACGAUCUUGUGGAUGCAUCCUGAUGAAGUUUUGCUGGAAGAAGACUAA